CCACCGUCAUGUAGGGUUGGUUCACUCAUUUCAAUAGCACUAGUGCCUAGGGAGAGCACAUAGUCUAGAAUUUACUAUACAGACUAAAAAUCACAACACAUAAGCCACCAGGCAAAGGACGUGAAUGAGGGAAGGAGCUUUCACGGGUAAACAAUGGCAGACAAAACUGCAGAAACCACUGCGAGGAAGCCCUCAGCAAACAAGAAUAUUAAAAAGCUGCGUGCAAUAAGCGCGGUUUGCAAUUUAGCUCGGAGUUGGCAGAAGUGGGUUACGGAUAAUGAAGAGAAGCAGGCCAGCGAACCCAGCGGCUGGGCCCCGGGUUGCCCUGAAGACCCCAAAGAUGCUAUAAAAGAAGCGGCAAGGAAGCGACUUGCUCAGAAGGCCUUUCUAAGCCAGACCCAUCAAAAUAAGAGCCAAGAUGGUGAGGAGGCCACUGGGGAGUCCGGCAUCAAAACCGCACAGGUGAUGAAAACUGUGACGAGAGAUGCCCAGGAGAAAAGCACAGGUAUUGAGUUUUUGACUAAACGCAUCUGUAAAGACCCAGCCACCGAUGAACUGGACAAGAUGUUGAACAAGAAAGAGUCACCCACUCGACGAAGGAAAUGCACAAAUAUGGUUUCAGAGCUGAUGAAAGGGUGGAAGGACAUGGAGAGAAAGACGACUAAGGAUGAAUGUGUGGAUUAUGAGCCUUCAGAGGAGAAAAGAGACCUGCAGCUAGGAAUCAACCAGGAGGACAAUUCAGUCAGGAUUAAAAGACCUUCUGUAUCUGGGAGCAAAAAGGACGUAGAGGAUGCCAACAAAAUAAAUGCCCUGUCGAAGAAAUACAGCACUGUGGGCAAUCUGAAAAGUCGCUGGCAAACCUGGGCAUCCGAGCACUCCAUCAACCAAAAGCUCAAUCCCUUCAGUGAGGACUUUGAUUAUGAGUAUUCCAUGUCGACACGUUUGAGGAAGGGUGAGGAUGGCUACGGACGCCCCAAAGAGGGCAGUAAGACUGCGGAAAGGGCCAGACGUGCAGAAGCCCACAUCCAUCGUGAGAUAGACGACAUGUGCUUUGUUAUAAGGACUAUGGCAGAUCCGGAUCCAGACGGUCGCACCAGAGUGACCUUUGGCGAACUUUUUGACAGAUAUGUGCGAAUCUCUGAUAAAGUCGUUGGCAUCCUUAUGAGGGCGAGGAAGCAUGGAAAGGUGGCAUUUGAGGGUGAGAUGCUCUGGCAGGGUCAGGAUGAUCAUGUCAUUAUUACACUGUUAGUAUGACAUGUUGUGAAAUCACUCAGUCUUAGUAAGAUUUAAUUUUUUGUUCUUCUUUAAAAACAUCUAUUUUUUUCUUGUAUCAUUACUGUAUCAUACUGUAUUAAAUUUAAGUUAUCAUUGUUUUUCCUGUGAAUGUAUUUAUUUUUUUCUGCAAUAAUAUAAAAAUCAUUCACUCUCACCUCAGGUGAAGGGUUUGAUUUUGCCGUCUCAACUCUGCGUUUGUUGUAUUUGGAUAUUGCAUGCAGAAUAUUUAAUUUUGAAGUAGGAAAUUGAAUUGUCUUGGUUCUAGUUUGUAAACCUAAGCUAUAAGGCCUCUACGUACUUUAGGUAACGAAAGUGUCCAGGUCUCACACUGUCAUACUGUAAGCAUCCAGAAGAGGGAGCUGUAGGCUGGCACUACAGUGGCACUAAAUGCAGUCAAGUAGGGCACAAUGUGAACUUAUUAUGCUUUGGCUCUUUUAUGGAUUAUUUAAAUCACCUGCACCUGCUUUUACUGUUCUAAUGAAGAACAAUGUCAACUACAUCUUGAGUGGACCGAGGGUAAGUAAAUUAUCAUUACAUUUUAGUUUGGGGGUAAAACAAUUAUUUUGUAAUUACACAUAAGUUUACUACAGUUACAACAGCAGCGCAUAAUAGCAAAGUGUAGUAAUUAUCACUAGAAUAUACUACAGUGUACUACAGUUUACUAUAGUAAAUACUAAAGUAUGCUAGAGUAUUUCAUAUAAAUGUGCCAUGUACAGUAGCCUAUUAUACUACUUUCAACCCUAGAUCAAACAGUAUCAAGCAUUCCAUCGUUUCAAUUGCUAUUCUUUAUUCAAGAAACCAGAAAAUCCAGGGCUUACUGUCAUCUUGAGGAAUGCGGAUAAAAACCAUUUACAGGAAAUGUUGCAUUACUGUAGAUAAAGCUGUGAAACAACAUCCUAUUGUACAAACAAACGAUCUCUGUUUUACAGCGCC
Messenger RNA from Misgurnus anguillicaudatus (oriental weatherfish), 2208 nucleotides. It is a transcript of the gene abrab, whose product is annotated as actin binding Rho activating protein b. The record is from RefSeq and is a predicted model, not a curated record. Gene Ontology annotation, cellular component: sarcomere. Gene Ontology annotation, molecular function: actin binding. Lineage: Eukaryota; Metazoa; Chordata; Actinopteri; Cypriniformes; Cobitidae. Gene Ontology annotation, biological process: positive regulation of transcription by RNA polymerase II; positive regulation of Rho protein signal transduction.